ACUUCUUUAGUUGAGCUUGGCAGCCAUGGGUUCGUGUGUUGGCAAGAUCUUUAUCCGCCCUUCGAAUCCUGCCGGCGACUCUAUCGUCGUGGUGAAAGACAAGCUUGUCGUCUCCGAAUCACCUCCUCCACUGCUACUCUCUUCCUCUUCUUCUAAUUCACUCUCGGUUUCUUCUCCUUUCGCCUUUUCGAUUUCGAGGAGUAUUACCAAGUCUUUAUUAUCCCAUUCUUCCUCGCGAGUGAAGCCUAGCACGGAGCAAAGGCCAUACACACUGAAACAAAGAAGCCCACAGAGAGAAGUGGCAAGACAUGAAGUUGAAAGGAAGGAGAACAUUCGAUCUCGGAGUCUCUACGGCACUACAAACUGGCAGAGAUGGAAGAAGAAGGAGAUGAGAAUGCUUCGUGUCCACCAAAUCCUGGGCGAGAGCAGAAUCGUCUCAGCAAGGAUUCUUCAACUCGUUGAAGAAGAGCUAAAUAAUCCUCUUAUAUUUUUGGAGUGCUUUAUUUUUCUUUGAUAAAUUAAGGUAUGUGAUUAGUUCUGUGUACUAAAAGUUGUUGUGAAUCAUAAAUGACAUCAACUUUCAGUGUAGAUUCGCUUUUAGUGUCAC
Messenger RNA from Zingiber officinale, 607 nucleotides. RefSeq lists its product as uncharacterized. The record is from RefSeq and is a predicted model, not a curated record. Bases 26 to 514 code for a protein of 162 amino acids. Lineage: Eukaryota; Viridiplantae; Streptophyta; Magnoliopsida; Zingiberales; Zingiberaceae. The transcript is spliced from 2 exons.